UCCGGUUCCAAGCCUAGAAGCAAUUAUCAACGGCUACAAUUGAACUUCAAAAGGCCCGCUCUCCCAUGUCCCGACUCUCCUCUUUCCAGUUUCUCUCAGCAGUUCAUGGCAGUUCUCAUACUGGUACUUCACUUUCCCUUCUAGUUAACUCCUCCGAACCUUGUACUUUCUCUGCAUGUUUCUCACAAAAAGACUAGUAGUCAAGCUCCCCUGCGGAUUUCCUGCCCUUAUCUCUGCCUCCAUCCUCUACUCUUUUUCCGCAGUAACCCCAAAAGAUGCGGCUCAUCAUGCUUCAUCUUUAAUCAACCAACCAAACUGGAAAACAAACCAAACCUUCAAAUCCCUAGUUUCCCACAUGAACCCCAGCGUCGCUGCGCAGGUUGUCCUCCUCCAAAACGACAACGUCUCACUUGCUCUCCAAUUUUUCCGAUGGGUUUGUCAACACUCCACGUAUUGCUACCCGAUAACUGGUAGAAUCCACCUCUUAAACUUGCUUAUAUCCUCCCAUUCAUUUCAAAUUGCUCAUAAGGCUAUAAUUGAACUAAUCAAAAAUUGUAGUAAAUGUGAAAACGAUCUUUUGAAGCUAAUGGAAGCGCUUGACGAGAUGAGGAAGACCGGGUUUCGGUUAAAUUAUCCUUGUUAUAGCAUUCUUUUGGUGUCUUUAGCUAAGUUAAAUAUGGGUGUUUUAGCAUCUUCUGUGUAUAAAAGAAUGGUAGCUGAAGGGUUUGUUCUCGGUGCUAUUGAUUAUAGAACAAUAAUCAAUGCUUUAUCCAAAAUUGGCUUUGUGUGUCAAGCUGAAAUGUUCAUUUCCAAAGCUUUGAAGCUUGGGUUUGAAUUGGGUACUCAUGUUAGUACUUCUUUAGUGUUGGGCUAUUGUAGACAAAAUGAUCUCCAGGAAGCCUUUCGGGUGCUUGAUGUUAUGUCAAAGCCAGAUGGUUGUGGAGCGAAUUCAGUUACUUACUCGAUUUUAAUACAUGGUUUAUGUGAGGUUGGGAGGGUUGAAGAAGCAUUUUCUCUGAAAGAAGGGAUGAAAGAGAAGGGUUGCCAGCCAAGUACUCGGACUUACACUGUAUUAGUCAAGGCCUUGUGUGAUCAUGGAUUGAUUGGUAAGGCUUUCGAUUUGGUUGGUGAAAUGAGUGGGAAAGGAUGUAAGCCUAACGUUUAUACUUAUACUGUUUUGAUUGAUGGAUUAUGCAGGGAAGGGAAGAUUGAGGAGGCUAAUGGGAUGUUUAGGCAGAUGUUAAAAGAGGAUGUUUAUCCAGGAAUUGUAACGUACAAUGCAUUGAUUAAUGGAUAUUGUAAGGAAGGUAAGAUUGUUUCUGCCUUUGAGCUUCUUAGUUUGAUGGAGAAAAGAAAUUGCAAGCCUAAUAUCCGUACCUAUAAUGAGCUUAUUGAAGGGUUGUGUAAAAUUAACAAACCAUAUAAAGCAAUGCUCCUUUUGGGAAAGAUUGUUGAUAAUGGCUUAUUGCCUAACAGCAUAACUUAUAAUAUUCUGAUUGAUGGCUUCUGCAAAGAAGGCCAUUUUUAUAUGGCUUCCAAGAUAUUUGAAUUGAUGAACUCACUUGGUGUUAAUCCUGAUGGUUAUAGUUACACUGCUAUAAUUGAUGGGCUUUGCAAACAAGGGAGUCUGAAGCUUGCAAAUGGGCUCUGGGGUAAGAUGAUAAAGAAGGGAAUAAAUCCUGAUGAAGUAACAUUUACUGCACUUAUGGAUGGGUUUUGCAAGAUUGGUAAUACUGGAGAUGCAUCAAAGCUUUUCAAGAUGAUGAUUGUGAAUGGUUGUUUGAAGACUUGUCAUGCGUUCAAUGUAUUUCUUCAUGUUCUGAGCAAAGAAUGCAAGUUAAUAGAGGAAUAUGCAUUUUUUGGGAAAAUCCUAAAGCAUGGUUUAGUUCCUUCUGUUGUGACUUACACAAUCUUAGUAGGUGCACUUUUGCAAGCAGGCAAGGUUGAACAGUCUUUGAGCAUGUUGAAGCUGAUGAAACAGGUUGGCUGCCCUCCAAAUGUCUAUACAUACACUGUCGUGGUUAAUGGCCUGUGUCAAAUUGGAAGAGUUGACGAUGCAGAGAGAAUCCUGCAUCUCAUGUCUGAUUUAGGAGUACCUCCAAAUCACGUUACAUACACUAUAUUGGUCAAAGCACAUGUUAAUGCUGGUAGGUUAAAUCAUGCCCUUGAUAUUACGUCUUUCAUGGUUAAAAACGGAUAUGAACCCAACUGUCAUAUCUAUUCUGCUCUACUAGCAGGGUUUGUUUCAUCAAACAAGGCCACUAAAGCUGGAAGCUCCAGUUUUAUCAGUCCCCUAGAUUUUGGUUCACCACCUGCUGCUGAAAAUUGCGAUGAAUGUGUUUCCAGAAAUGUUCUAAAGGAAAUGGAUCUUGAUCAUGUGUUGAAGCUCCAGGCUGAAAUCGAGAAAUUUAGUGGGUCUGUUUUAGAUUUCUACAAUUUUCUAGUUGUGGGUUUAUGCAAAGUGGGAAGAAUUGCUGUUGCUGAACAUCUUACCAAAGAUAUACUGAAGGAUGGUUUAUAUCCUGACAAGGCAUGUUUUUCUGUCAUUGAUUGGCAUUCCAAGAACAGCAACUGCAAUGAGUGCCUGGAGGUCUUGGAUCUCAUUCUCAGUCACGGUUUCCUUCCAUCUUUUGCAUCUUAUUGUUCAGUGAUCCACUGUAUGCGUAACAAAGGAAAGAUCAAAGAAGCACAAAGACUCUUUUCUGACCUCAUGAAAGACAAUAGUAUUGGGGAGGCAAAAGCAGUAUUACCCCAUAUUGAGUUCCUAGUAAAUUGUGAUGAACCUGAAAAAUGCAUAGAGCUUCUAAAACUGAUUGAGCAAAUGGCUAACAGAGAGAGGCCAGUCAUCUAGUUUAUGCUCCAUGAUUUUUCUCAUUUGGCAUCAUUGCUUAUCUGAACUGUGAAGUCAGGAUCUCCCACACUAGCUAGAGGAGAAAUAAAUUUACCGUUUAGUCCCAAAUUUGUUGGGCAGCUUGUCAUUGACUCACCAUAAACCAGACUCACAACAGGAUUACCAGGUGAAUCUAGUCCAUACUCAACACAGUUUUCUCUUUUGUAGAUCUGAUAAAAUCCGGACAAUGUUCAAAGCAUACCCUAAGAAAAGCCCCGUGUAGAUGUUAGGACUGUAGUAGGAAAUAUUUUUGCUCCCAUAGUUGGGAUUGAAGGUAAAGCAAAUAGGGCGUCUAGUUAUUACCUCCUUAAUUUUUUACAUGAAUAUCUUUUGCCAAUCUAGCCUUAUGAGAUUAGAUAUAUUUGCAGGGAUUAUUGGAUUUCCUUUUUCUUUGUUUAAUCUUUGCUAAAUCCAUGAAUUGUUUCACGUUGAAAGCUA
Messenger RNA from Theobroma umbraticum, 3328 nucleotides. Its product is annotated as Pentatricopeptide repeat (PPR) superfamily protein. The record is from RefSeq and is a predicted model, not a curated record. Gene Ontology annotation, molecular function: protein binding. Lineage: Eukaryota; Viridiplantae; Streptophyta; Magnoliopsida; Malvales; Malvaceae.